Scheffersomyces amazonensis is the source of this 2118-nucleotide messenger RNA. RefSeq lists its product as uncharacterized. NCBI's taxonomy places the organism in Eukaryota, Fungi, Ascomycota, Pichiomycetes, Serinales, Debaryomycetaceae. Gene Ontology annotation, molecular function: ubiquitin-ubiquitin ligase activity. Gene Ontology annotation, cellular component: ubiquitin ligase complex. The transcript has a single exon. The coding region runs from base 389 to 2050 and encodes 553 amino acids. Gene Ontology annotation, biological process: protein monoubiquitination; protein polyubiquitination. The record is from RefSeq and is a predicted model, not a curated record.
CUUCUGAAAGUCAAUUAUGCGUAUUUGUGUUCGAUAAUCAAGGCUGUGCUAAAUUAGUCCCACCUGACGAAUAUAAAGAAUAUUCGUACGCUGUAAUUUUUCAAUUAUUCCGAUAUGUGCGUCCCGACAGGGUGCGGCUGGUGUCGCUAUAUUGUCUAACGUCAAAAAUUGAUCCCCACAAAAUUGACACAACCGAUGGCCCAAAUAGACAUAACCAUAUAUGCGCGACAAUGUCGCCCUGACCUAAAUUUACUCCACAAGAUCCAAACGACUUUUGUUUGAGGGAACUCCGUCAUAAAGCCGUAGUAAGAUUCAGAUUUAGAUCUCACGAUCCUUAAUUUCAAUAUAUUUCAUCAUAUAUAUAUGUACUGGUUGUUUGAAUUCAAAGAUGUUACUACAGCACCAUCAUAUUCCAUCCAUCUUACAUCUGAGAAAUAAUUCUCAUACGACCAAACCUCGUCAAUCACCAGUUGUUCAUAGUCCGACCAUCGAUGUUAAAUUACCACUUCCCUCAUAUGAGUCGAUUAUUGGUUCAGAUGAUCUCCAACUGAUUCCACGUUCUCAUUCGACCAUUUUGCCUUCAUAUCACAUGUAUAAAUCCAUUGUAUUGAAAAGUUUAAAAUUAUUAAAUCGUCCCCCUCCUCCUCCAUAUGAACCACCUAAUGAAUUAACUACUUCAUCAUUACAGCAAACAUUGUCUACAGAUUCACUUGAAUCUUCCAAUAAUUCAACUACAAUACUUAAUAAUUUGAGUUCAUUAACGAAUUUAAGAGCAGUAGAUGUAAAUAUUGAACUAAUUAAUCAAAAGCUUGAAUAUAGACAAGGAGACGUUAUUAGGGGUACUGUGAAUAUUACAAAUAAAAAAUCUUAUCCAAUUAAAUUCUCCAUGAUAUAUAUUAUGUUUGAAGGGUUAUAUGAUAUUGAUGGUAGAGAGUGGCCAUUUUUGUCUACAAUUGAUCUUAACUCUUUUAUUAAUGAAAUUGAUAAUAAGGGAACUAUUGGUCCUGAUACCCUUAAACCUGGAGAAUCUUUCUACAAGCCAUUUUAUUUUGUAAUUCCAAAUUAUCUUCUUGAUUCGGCUUGUAGUUCUGUUAACCGACACUUGCAAUUACCUCCAUCGUUGAAUUGGCAAAAGGAUUUAUGUAUCGUUGAUGGUUCAACACGGUAUAGAAUUUCUGCAUAUGUUAUAAGUCAAAAUUUAAAGGAAUAUAUCAAUAUUGGUCACACAACUAGGCUUAUUACCUUAGUUCCUUUUUAUAAAAUCGAUAAUAAUACCGUCAAUGAAAUAUUUACUUAUAAUUAUUUAAUGGAAAUUAUUAAGAGGGAUUUGAUUUUUAUUAGUAAAUCUAAAAUUAAUGAUAUGAUUGCAAGUAUGGAAUUGAAAUCAGUUAACUCAUUAAAGUUCUGCAUCAAUAAACAAACAUAUAUACUUCAAGUCCCUUUGAAACCAAUACAAAUUCAUUAUGCUCCUGCCAUCCCCAAUAAUCCUCGAAUCAAUCAAAUUAUUAAGGCUAAUUUUAAACUAACAAUUCCUCCACUGUUCAUAAAGGCGAUGAAAUCAGAAUUAAUUAGUGUAACCAUUAAAUCAAACAAUACUAUCCCAAUAGCAAUAUCCAACGAGAUGCUUUAUCAAACAUUCUCAAAUUCAUCUGCCUUUAAUGAAAUUGUAUCCAAACCAAUUAAAAAAUUGGUUUCUGAAUUGGAUUAUAAAGUUUCUACUAUUUCACCUCGUUUAAGUACCAUAUUAUGGAAGUUAUUAAACAUUUCUGUAAAAUAUGUUCCACUUGCCAUAGAUGAUACAACGUUUAUUCAUAAUGAAAUUCAAGAUCUGUAUGAUGUAAACAUGAAUUUAAGAUCUAUGUACAUUAAGAAUCUUGAUCGAGCAGUUGUAGAAAAUCGUUUCGGUGGAUUUAAUCUUGUACCAUCAUUUGAAAGUUGUCAUUUGGUGCGAAAGUACUUUUUGAAGUUGACUAUAAAGUUAAAUCGAAUCAACAAGACUAAUAAUAAUAAUGUCCUUUACAUUAAUAUUCCUGUUGAAGUUGUUGAAUAGAAAGAUUAUAGCUGGUCUAGUCUUUGGUAACGAAUUUCUACAAUGUAAUGCUUUUAUACAUAUACAUA